UUGCUUGCUCCAAGCUCCGUCCAAAUGUUAUCCACGUUUUCCAACCAGGUUAUUCAAGUAAAUCCACGGUCAGUACUUCGCCCCGAGUAUUUUGAGCAUCCUUAUCACCGGUCAAACGAACGGUUCACUAAGCCGGCUUCAUUGGAUGAACGCUAUAACACGAAUACAGCCCCCGUGUACUCUUCAAAUUACCAUGGUCCCGGCAAAAAGCGACUGAGUCGAAGGACAUACAAUCACCCUUAUUCGCGCCCAAACCGAAAUUCCGUGCUCCGUGUUCCCUCGCCGCACCUUAUCAGCCCAAUUCUGGACAAUUCUUUCUGCCAUACGGCGUGCAGCCUCCCCGUGAAGCAUUACGUUUCCUCGGACUCUGACGAAUCAUCACAUUUCCCCAAUGCGCCGCGCUUUGCGUGUCCUAAGUUUCCCUCUGGAUCACUUCCCUCACGAUAUCCGAAGCCCGGCGGCCAAAACAAAUCUCAACGUGAAUGUCCAAAUACCACUAGAUCGUCCGCUCAUGGACAAGCCGAGCAACUUCGCAGGUCUCGAGAAUCGAACACUUUUGCCCUUAUUGAUGCCCUUUUGUCUAAACCUCCACUCAGCCAGAUAAGAGAUAUGUAUAUUCAGACCCGUACCGCCAGCAAUCCAUCUUCCAGUCACUCAGCGUCUCGUGCUACGAAAAAAGUGAACUUAUCCGUUGUGCAUCUUGCGGUUCGUUUUCGCAUUAAGGAAUACCUUCGAAAUUUGCAAGAUUAUGCAAGGUUUCUACUGGAUACUUUGUUUUCCAGUAUGUUUGAUGACUAUCAAUGUGGAAUGCGGAAUGAGCUCGCUACUAAACUUCUUGGUUUAUCCCGUCAACCCUGUACUCCGCAGUGUAGGUUCUGUUCGGAAUCAUUGUCUGGUGAGACCCACACGAAGACCGGAUCUAGGCAUUAUGACUGUGUUGGUCAGGACAAUGUAUUUGAAGCUCCAGCUCCAUCGCCAGAUACUUCGGUAAGACCGUCCAGCAGCUCUUCGUCCAACAACUCAACUACUCCCAUGCUAUCCGGCUCUGACGCCUAUGCAGAACUUCACGAGCUUUCUGUUAUGGAACAUCUUGUUUCUGAUCCCGCUACAGAGGCACUCUCAGAUGUGCGUGAGGAAUCUGCCGUUACGUCAAAUUGUGCAUUAAAGGAAACCGGUAGUGGGCCUAACAUUAAGCGAUCUCCCAGUGACCAUGACCUCCCCAUCGUUGAAUCAACGUUUGAAAAACCAUUGGCUACUUCCCAAGUGUUUGAGCUCCAUGAGCCCAGUAGCGUCCGCCGCCGCCUGGACAGUUUCACCCUCCGAUUAUGCAGCGACUUCGAUAAUGUCGAUUGGUCUUCCAGCGAUGUCGGUUUAGGCUCUUAUGGAGAAGAUCCUAUAGACCUAAACACACUGGUGAAUGAAACAGGGCCUGACUUUCUACAACUCAGAGAUUCACUCUUCGACUCUGUCUACGACCCCGUCGAUUUAUUGCAACCUUUUUUACCGGACAAGCCUCCUAGUCUACCUUGUAUUAGUACUCCAUGA
Messenger RNA from Opisthorchis viverrini, 1545 nucleotides. RefSeq lists its product as hypothetical. The record is from RefSeq and is a predicted model, not a curated record. NCBI's taxonomy places the organism in Eukaryota, Metazoa, Platyhelminthes, Trematoda, Opisthorchiida, Opisthorchiidae. The transcript has 3 exons. The coding region runs from base 25 to 1545 and encodes 506 amino acids.